Messenger RNA from Babesia microti strain RI, 2694 nucleotides. Its product is annotated as WD domain G-beta repeat. NCBI's taxonomy places the organism in Eukaryota, Apicomplexa, Aconoidasida, Piroplasmida, Babesiidae. Gene Ontology annotation, cellular component: Pwp2p-containing subcomplex of 90S preribosome; small-subunit processome. The coding region runs from base 1 to 2694 and encodes 897 amino acids. The transcript is spliced from 4 exons. Gene Ontology annotation, molecular function: snoRNA binding; protein binding. The record is from RefSeq and is a predicted model, not a curated record. Gene Ontology annotation, biological process: maturation of SSU-rRNA.
AUGGUUAAAUCUUAUUUAAAAUAUGAAUUGCACAAUUCCUUUGGCUCAUUAUGCUCCCCCUACUGUGGAUCAGUAGCUAACUAUGGUACCCAUAACAUUGUAACUGCAACAGAUGACUCAAUAACAAUUUGGGACACACGAACAUUUUCAAAAGUAGCUAAUUUAACGCGAAAUUCUGCAUCAAAAUACAUUCAUUUCGCCACUGUCUUGUUGUCCAACGGUAUCGAUGCCAUCUAUGCCGGCUACUCGGAUGGAUCCGUAUGCAUAUGGAACCAAUGCAUUUUGAGUGUAACCUUCCAUGGACAUAAGGGCAAGAUAUCCUGUUUAGCUGUGUCUAGUGACUACACUUUAUUGGCCUCGGGGGGGAACGACACAGAUAUAUUGGUGUGGGAUCUAGUAUCAAAUUGUGGUAUAUCUCGCUUGCGAGGGCAUUUAAACCAAGUUACUUCAAUAAUUUUCACAAGCAGUGCCAACCCAUUAGUGGUCAGUGGAUCAAAAGACGGAGUGAUUAGGAUAUGGGAUCACGCAGCAAACGUUUGCCUGCAGGCCCUGAUAGAUUGUCCAGAUGAAAUAUGGUCCCUGGCCCUAUCACAAACAUUAACUGAGCUAUAUGUUGGUACCAAAACGCUCAGACUGUACCAGUUUGAUCCGAAUGGUUCGCUCGAUGAACAGCACAGCUAUGCCAAAUUUAGGGCUUCUCCUAAUCUUUCGUCAUCAUGUGCCGGAGCCAAUUUUAUCUACAAAGAAAUGAAGGUCUGCAGUUUUGGCCACAAGGAAUUUUUGUUUGAUGACCUUGCCGAUGGCGGAAUAUUAAUUGCCUCUGGUAACUCAAAAUUCGUGUUGUUUUACAGAUUAUAUGCAGUUGAUGACCAAGAAAAACGGGCAAAGAAACGCGCCAAAAGAAAUCUUCAAAAGCUGGCAGUCAAGUGCAAAACUAUGAGAGAUUUAGUGCUAUCCUCAUCGCUCGUAGAUAAAAUUCCCCACUUUGACAACGUUGUUGAUGAAUAUGAUUAUUUGGAGAAUCUGUUGUCAAAUAAAACAGCCAUGGAUACAGCUAAGGAUGAAACGGACGAAACAAACAAUAUCGCAUUUCUAUUCGCUUUGAACGUUAAUACUAGGGUUAGGGCCAUCCAAGUGGCGCGUGACUAUUAUCUUGACAAGAAUUCCAUCAAAUUGAUCGUGGCGCACACCAACAAUUCAAUUAGUUUUUGGGAAAUACCAUUGAAGAAGCUGCUGGAACAUGAUUUUUCGUCGCACAAUUUACACUCUAAAAUCUCAAAUUACCACUCCAAACCCAUAAAUACGCUAUGUAUGUCCACUGAUGAUACGCUGAUACUAACCAUUUCUCCAUCCGAGAUUAAGCUAUGGGACGUGGCAACUAGCUUGUGCAUCAAAACAUUCGAUGUUGUAGAAGGCACUUCUGGAUUUGUUGUACCAGGAAACGAUGCAAUUUUUUACGGAACUAAAGACGGUGAGCUAUGCGUUAUCAACGUAAACACAUGCGAGACACACAGCAUUUCACGCGGUGAUGAAAUAUCACGCUUAGUAUUAUCUCCCCAAAUGGAUUCUUUCAUCUUGGCACGGGCAACUGGCGCGAUUGAAACCUACAAUAUAACACUAAACCAGUCGAUCGGUUGCGAAAUUACAUCGUCCUUCACCAGCUCUGACAAACCAACAGACAUUGUUAUUUCUAGAAAUCAAUCUUUGAUCGCAAUUGGACAGCUGGAUGGCACUAUACUCACUUAUCACAGUGACUCUAAGAAAUUAAAUUUAACUCUGUACGGGCACAAGUUGCCAAUUCACUCCAUCGAUUUAACCUCUGAUUCCACACUUUUGGCAUCAUCUGCUGCGGACAAAACACUAAAGAUUUGGGGGCUGGAUUUUGGAAACAUACACAAAUCAUUCACAUUCACCAGCAUCAUAUGCUGCGUAAAAUGGAUCCCUCUCACACACUAUACGAUGAGUGUUGACGAAAAUGGCGUUCUGUAUAUGCACGACGCUGACAACUUUCAACAAGUAUUCUUUACUCAGGUUCACUGCUACCCAGCACUGAAGAUAGCCAUGAAUAGUGAUGGUAGUUUUUUUGCAACUUGCGGCAAAGACUGUACAAUCAAACUGUGGAAUAUUACGGAUAAGCAGCUAUUUGUUCAGGAGGAGAUGGAAAUAGAUAUGGAACUUGAUGCUGUUAGAGAGGAUAUACCUCAGGCAAUACAAGCAGAUGAAAAUGUAGUAGCCUAUAAAGUGACAAGGCAAAAUAUUGAGACUGUAAAAUCAUCUGAACACCUGAUUCAGGUACUGGAUGAGGCGUCGAAUGGCACAGCUAACUUGUUUGGUAUCACUGGCCAUAAGCACGUAAUCGGGUCACUAGUCAAGUUAGACUCGAAUAACGUAUAUGAUCUGGUCAUUACGUUGCCCUUUUCAUAUGCCACAAAGCUGUUGGAAUAUUUGGCCGAAACGUUGGAGAUUAUUGCACGAGCGGAUCUUUCAGGGCUUUACAACACGGAAAUUAUCUGUCACACCGCGCUUACAAUUGCACAAGUUUAUUUUAGGCAGUUAGCGGUGUCAAAGAAGCACCGUGUUGUAAUUAAGAGUCUCAAAAAAAGUAUAACAAAGAUAUUACGUGAUCAGGAGAGUUUAAUUGAGUUCAACAACGCAUUUGUCAACAUAUACACUCCCAAUUUACAUAGUGAUUAA